ACCAAACUCAUCAACUUCUAAAAGACAACGAAGUCACCCUAAACUUAUUCAAAUAAGUAUAUCUUCAUAUUCAUAUUUUCGUCGAGACAAUGCCACAGGCCAUCGCUGAGCAGUGAAUCCCCACUACAGCAUGCUCAACCGGGCAUGUCUGUAGUCCUUUCAGCCAACGAGUAAACUUCCCCAAUCUUAUACAUUCGAUCUUGACGAGAUAAUCCAGACUUUCACUGUCUAUCAGCCAAUUUGAUAGAUUGAUUAAGAUAUCAAUUGAGAGUUUGAAAAUUCAAUCACAAUUUUUCGAUCGAGUUCCCAAUCUUGCCAUUUCCCUUCUCAAGGUGAGGAGGCUCUCUUCGAACGAACAAACAAAGAUACCAAAAAUUACUCAUACCUGCAAUUUUACACAUCUCCUAGAAGCUUUAAAAUCGGCUUAAUCACAAUUCGAGGUCAUCUUUUGAUACACUCAAUUGAUACCAGCACGACAUAUUUGGUAGAAUUAUCACUGCUAUUUCUGGACCUUUACAUCUCCACAUCUGCAAAUUUACUCUCACCGCCGAUACUUUAGGUCAAACGCAAUUAACCCCACAACAAAAUAUUUCUUGCAGAUCAUAUUAAAACACAAACCACAAUGUCUCGAAACACACAACGGGAGUCUUUCAAGACUCCUCCCAGAUCAAAAAACUCAAGGAAGCCCAAGAAAAUCACUGAUUACUCCUCCGACUCUUCAUAUGCUGGCGUGGAUCUGAUCAGUGAUUCCGACGACAAUGAUUCAGAUGACGAGCCCGAUGCAUUCAGGCGGGCCGGGGGGUCAAGGAUCGAGCAGUAUGAAGAAGCUGCUAUGUUAGAAGAGGAUGACGAUUUGGAGACUAUCGAAGAAGAUACCGAUGCACAGGACACACCUCGGGCAACAAAUAACGAUGAAGAAUGGGGAGGAUUUGAGGAUUCCUCGGAAGAAUUACUCGAGAGUCCCGGGUUUUUUGAAGACAAUCUGCUCGGCAUACAGGGUGCCAAAAAGCGGGUUACAUUCGCCGACGACGAUUCAGAUAGCAGCAUCUCUGAGGAUGAAUCCGUCAACUGGCAUCCCGAUCUAUUCGAAACGAACACUUCGGCCCAAGGCCCCUUUUUAAGUGCAGAUGCGCUCCCCCCUCAUCUUGCCAGAGGCUUGGAUGAUAACACAUAUAAUGAUGAUCCUGACUCGGACACGGAACAAUGGGGAAAUGGGAACAAUGAUUCUGAUGACUCCGAAGGGAGUGAUAGUGAUGAUUCCGUUGCAUCUGGGUAUCAAUGUAAGUGGAGUCAAACUGAGCUUGUGAUUUCCGAGCCCAGUUGUUGUGCCGUAUACUAAUAACAAUGUUUCUGCAGCUGAUCUUGGUGAUGAUUUUGGUGGAGACACAACUGAUGAUGAAGAUUGGAGAGAGAACCGUCCAGACGCCGACGACUCCGUUCCUAGAGGCGACUCGCCAGCACCUCCACCAUGCCUUGGUUUUCGAAUCCAGCGGAAAAAAGGCCAACCUGAUGUCAUUACCUGGUAUCAUAAUACUGAUGUACCCUUUGUUAUAUUGGACGAGCAAGGAAAGGACCUUUUGAUGUACUGUUCCGACCCCACCAGACUACAAGAUAAAAACUCACCUUCACCCAUUAGAAACGGCAGUAUGGAACAGUACAACCCAGUCCUUAGCAACCAAGCAAACAUUAUGAUGAGUGCAGUGUCAGAUGGAGCAUCAGAAUUUGGAUCCUACCACACUGGUAACCCAGAGGCCUUCUUCGAAAACCCCCUUUACGUGGAUGAUAACGUCGGUCGCCCGACGAGCAGUUCAUCCAAUGAUGAAAGCGAAGACCAAAGUGAACCUCUCCAGUGGGGUGACUUGCUUCACAUGGAUGCGACAUUGACAGAUGAUGAGGAUGAACGUAAUGACGGUCCGGUCGAAGCGCCGUCAUCUACCCCUGCCCGACCAACCACUUCCGAUGGACUUCAUCCCCUUCUGAUACAUCUUGACAAGGGUACUAAUGUUGGUGCCUUUCGCCUCAAUCGACAAAACGAAAACCUUAUCAACAGCAAUACUAUCUCUAAGGAUGCACUUGCAUUUGGUACCUCCACAAUUAAAGGUGUCAAAAAUGGACAUCUAGAUUCUCUCACAAGUUCUCUAACCCCACGACGAAAACUCAAAGCCCUUAUGCCCUCAAGUCCCGCUGGUGACGUCGCUAAACGAAAGCGGAAAUCAAAUGGUUCAUCACAGGGACGUCAACCCCACAAGAGAAGUCGCAGCAAAGCGUAAAUAUCAUCGAUGCAUGUUUUACUACCAAUAUCGAGCUCACGAUUGCUUGAUUAUCAUUCCAUUAGCAAUGAUUCAUUACGACUGAUGGACGGCAUGACACCUUUUGACUGUCAUCCCUGGCCUCAGAUUUCUCUCCGUGUCUGAUAUUUUUCUUUUGCACAUUGUAUAUCUAAUAACGGAUGAGCUGGCGUUAGACAAAAGCAUGGGUCAUCGUACACAAAAGUUCAUAGACUUCGGUCAUGCUAUUAGGCAUAUAUACUGUCUGUUGGAGUAGGGUAUAUGACAAAAAGUUCUUUUACCAGUUUUCUUUUCCUUUUCCUUUGGCUUUUAUUUUCUUCUCGAAACUUGCACCUCUCGAAACCUGCAGAGUUUUUUCUUGAAUGGUGACCGAGUCGCACAAUUUUCUACCUGACGGACAUUUUCACCUGCAGAGGAAACUCUAUGUGGUGUAAUUUGUGUUUGAGGUGUAUGUUUGGAGGACAUCCAAAUUUACACCUUUUAGAAUUGUGCUGUUACUGUUCGCGAUGGCAUACACAAUUUGGGAUGGAAGAACUUCUCGGAUGUGGUCUGCCUGGAGCCGAUUUUUGUAUUCAAUCAACCAACUUUUGCUUCUUUAGCAAUGUGUCUAGUGUAGACCACCAGCGGGGAUCACCAGCUGAGACCACUAGCGGAAAGCGUUGCAUUUUCAUUGACAGACUAUCUACAGUUAGCAAAUCAAAAACAAGUUAAACUUUUACAUUGAGU
This is a messenger RNA of Sclerotinia trifoliorum, 3014 nucleotides long. Lineage: Eukaryota; Fungi; Ascomycota; Leotiomycetes; Helotiales; Sclerotiniaceae. The record is from the annotation of a GenBank genome assembly.